Tricharina praecox is the source of this 3491-nucleotide messenger RNA. RefSeq lists its product as uncharacterized. Gene Ontology annotation, molecular function: protein binding; histone H3K36 methyltransferase activity. The transcript has 4 exons. Gene Ontology annotation, biological process: regulation of DNA-templated transcription. The record is from RefSeq and is a predicted model, not a curated record. Gene Ontology annotation, cellular component: chromatin; nucleus; chromosome. Bases 292 to 3321 code for a protein of 1009 amino acids. Lineage: Eukaryota; Fungi; Ascomycota; Pezizomycetes; Pezizales; Pyronemataceae.
UUCUACCAACCUGCACCAACACCACUACCACUUCCCGCCUUCAACCUCCUCCUCCUCGCUCACGCCGCCACUACACACCCACCCCUCAUUCAACGCACGACUUUUUACCUCUUCAAAGCUACACACCACCCUCCUCCCAACAAUUAGACUUCUACCAAUAGUGCCAGCACGACCCACACUUCUGCACGUUCGAACCACGAAAUUACAAGAGACGAGUUUCACCACGGUGGAGAGGAGCUUGAACGUUGUCAACAGACAGAAGUGGAAGGAAUAACACAUACAUCUUCAAGAAUGCCUAGUCCGAGUAGCAGAGAGGGAGGUAGACGAGAUUCUGCGGACUCGUCGAGUUCGAGUUCGAAGAAGGAGUGUGAAGAAUUGCCAGUCACUACCACUACCACUACUGUGACGGUCGGCCCGACGGGUGCUAAGAUGCCGGCGGAAUCAUCGAACGCGCUGGCUGUUGGCGCUCAGGACGGAGGCAGCAGCAACGAGGGCGUGAACAGCACACCGAACUCACACACCACACCUUCGCAGUCACCACUACAGAUUGUGGGCGCGUCGUCGAAAGGAGCGGAGAACGGAGAGGUGGAAGUCACUCAGACAGUCUGCAGCGCGACGCCACCGAACGGAAACGAAAGCGCUAAGAACAGCAGUUCCAAAGUUAACCCUUCUUCACAUCAGGGGGGUUGUACUUCUCCUACGACUAAAGUUGGCGGCUCAACCACUUCCACACCCAACGACAUAAAGACUUCAAUGUCUCCCCCAGCAGAAAACGAGAAUAGUCCCAGCGCUUCAGAACUCUCUUCAGAUCGCGAACCCUCCCCCCCUCUCAAAAUGGAACCGAAGGAACAAAAAUCGGGAAAGAAGUCUAAGGCUGUAGCAGCCCCAGUUGUUAAAUACGAGCCUCCGCUAUAUGGCCACUUUCCAGAUGCGACGGCAGAUGCGACCUCCACCUUCGAAGUCAUCAAGCAGUGCAUCUACUCGAGUAAGACGAUCGGCGAUUCAGGUCAUGAUUCCGAGACCAUGUUUUGCGAGUGCGAGUCACGAUUUGUCGAUGGGGUCAACCACGCCUGCGACGAGGAUUCCGACUGCAUAAAUCGGCUUACUCUUAUGGAGUGUACCGAUGAGGGCUGCGGCUGCCACACCGAAUGUCAGAACCAGCGAUUCCAGAGGCGCGAUUAUGCGGACAUUUCGAUCUUCAAAACGGACAAAAAGGGAUAUGGAGUCAGGGCCAACAGUGACAUCCCGAAAGGCCGAUUCAUCUACGAAUACGUUGGAGAGGUCAUCGACGAGCCUCGAUUUCGACAGCGGAACACCAAGUACCCCGGCAUGGGAAUCAAGCACUUUUACUUCAUGUCUCUCGAGAAGGACCAGUUCAUUGAUGCGACUAUCAAGGGUGGACUUGCAAGAUUCGUCAACCAUUCGUGCAACCCCAAUUGUGAGACGGAGAAGUGGGUGGUCGGCAAUAAGUACAGAAUGGGAAUCUUUGCGAGGCGCGAUAUUAAGGCUGGAGAGGAGCUGGUGUUCGAUUACAACGUUGACAGAUAUGGAGCCGAGAAACAGCCAUGUUACUGCGGGGAGCCGAAUUGUCUUGGUUACAUUGGAGGAAAAACGCAAACCAACAGCGCACCGAAAUUGUCCGGCAACCUGAUCGAGGCGCUCGGUAUCGACGACGACGAAUUGCCAACUAAAAAGUCCCGCCGCAUCCGCAAGUCAUCGGAAGACGAAGAUGAAGAGUAUCUCGCGAAGGCUAGUAGCCGAGAUCUGGAUUUCAAGAGUGUUGCUACCGUUAUGAGCACACUCUCUAACACCAAGGAGAAGUGGAUAGUGUCCAAACUUGUUGCGAGAAUCCAGAGAUGCGACGACGAGGCUGUUCUGGGAAGGGUAUUGCAGUUCCACGGAUACACCAUCAUCGGAAAAUUCCUCACCCUCUACAAAGACGACGAGGUCAUUGUUCUGGCGAUCCUCAACAUAUUCAUCAGUUUCCCGAAGCUCACAAGGAACAAGAUCUCCGCGGCAGGUAUCGAGCCGCUGGUUGAAGAGUUCGCUUCCUCCCCGAACGAGGAAAUCCAGACCAAGGCGAAGGAGCUUCUUGCCAUGUGGAGUGCGUUGGAGACGUCCUACCGGAUACCACGCCGAUUGGCUGGGGAGCAGCCGGAACAGAACAGCUCUGUUUUCCUGGACCGCGGACGCGACUCUAGGUCGACCAGUGGCACCGAGUCCCCCAAGCGAUCGCCGGAGAACUCUACGGAGCCCAUCCCUCCAUGGCUGCAGAAGAACAAGCACUUCAACAAGCCAAAUCCGAACUUCACCAGGCAACCGCCGAGUGGUCCACGUGCCGACCGUGGGUUCGGGGGCAACCGGGGUCACAAUAACCGGAACAGCAAGUUUGCGCCGCGCCCACCAUUCAGUGGUGCGAAUUCGAUACCAACUCCUGCCGGCGGCAUGCGACUGCAGUCCGAUCUUCCUUGGGGUUGGCACAAGGGAUACAAGUAUGGCGAAUGUUACUACUACGCCAACGAUGGUCGGGUCACCUGGGAGAUGCCCAGGGAUCCGGCCAUUGCCGGACACCCUGUGCCGACGACCAUUCCCCCCCCUCCGGCUAGACAGUUCGUCAAAAUCCAGCAGAACGACAUCCAGGCCUUGAUCCUGGAGGCUGCGGCGUUUGCGGAGGCCAAGAGGAAGAGGGAAGAGGAGGAGGAGAAGGAGAAGCAGCGACAGGAACGCCGAGCGAAGCGGAAGGAGAAAGAAGCCAAACAGACCUACGACGCGGAGAAGACACGGAAGUACUUGGCUAUCGCGUUUGGGAAGCAUGUGCCCAACAUGGUCAACAAGUUCAACAAGGACCUUGGGAGCAACCCCAAGUCCGCGAAGGAGAACGUCAAGAAGUACGCUAAGGAGAUCGUAGAGCUGCUGGUCGACAAGGAAAUCCGGUACCACAAGCACGUGGUGGAUCCUCUCAACGUGUGCGACGAGGCCAAGGUCGCCAAAGUCAAGCUGUUCGUCGACGAGUACGUCCGCAAGCUUAUCGAGCGUCGCAAGGCCGCCCGCCAGCAGCAGCUCCAGCAGGGUGACGGUUCGAAGAGGAAGCGUGACGAGCCGGCCGGCAUCUCGACCGAGGACAAUACCAAGCGUCGCAAGUCCCUGACCCCCCAGAAGGAGGCCGCGCCAACCACCCUCGUUGUUCCAGUGUCUGCCGCUUCCGCUUCCGCCUCCACUUCGCCGACGAGGAAGAGGAGCCACGAGGAGGAGGUCGAGGGAAGGGACAUGUCCAAGCGCCGUAAGUCCCUGGAUACCGGGGCCGGGGCUGGGGCCGUCUAAAUGGCUUUGUGUCUGUGUGCUUGCUUGUUGCGUGUGUCGGGGAGGAAAUUAAUACCCUCGACAGAGUGGAUACGGAACAAAGAUGGGGAUUUCAUUUUCUUUUUUUCUUUAGUAUUAUUCUUUUGCAUCCAUCCAUCCUUCUUCUUUUUCUUUUGUUUUUUUUUGUUGCA